AUGGAUGUUGCCAUUCUGUGGUCCCCCUCGUCGCCUGUUGCAGCGGCGUUCGACUCUCCGCCGCCACCUGACUCGUCCCUGGUGGAUUCAGGGACACUUGGUACACUGAGUCUCCAUCCGCUGUUCUCCGGUCUGUCUGCAGAAGAUUUUCGACUGGCAAUCUGCCAUCACCGUCUUCCGGAACUGGAUGCGUUCUGGGUUGCUGACAACAUCAGCGGGCCUCACAUCAUCUUUAGCCUGGCUCCUAUCUGCAGAUCUAGUCUGCAGAAGUUGUCCCUGACCGGAUUACGUCUGGACUGGGCCUACUCGGGGAUGGUGUUGGUUUUUAAUGCCCUGAAGGGCCUGCGUACGCUCAGCCUCUCGAGCACUGACUUGACGGAUGCUGUUUUGGAAAAUGUUAGCACUCUACCACAUCUGGAGAGCCUAGAUCUCUCCUGCUGUGUCGUCUCAGAGCUCACAGUGAUCUCUCAGUGCAGGAACACUCUCAGAUCUUUGAUUGCCCAUCGACUUCGGCUGUUAGACAUGCCGCCUGCGAGUUACUGUUGGCAUUUGGACCUUUCAGAAGAUCACUUAACCAAAGGGUUAAUAGAUGAUGGUGAUGGAGACGUGGGAGGUCUGCGCCUACUAUGAGCUCGUGCCCAGGUUCUUCCCUCCCUAGUUUCUUUAGAUGUGUGAAGACUAAGCGAGGGAGCUAUCAGUGCAUUUAUGAAGGCCAGGAAGGAUCUAGUCUUCUUGGGACAACUUACAACUGAAGUUAGCUCCUGUGGUGCCUUACCUGCAAAGAAAACCCUUCAAGUAACUGGAAAGGCUAAUGAGAAGCAGUUGUGUGAGGCCCUGAGAAGGUACGGGGACAGAGAGAGUUUCACCCGAGAGGCCCUCUUCCAUCUCUACCAUUUUACCACCGACUCUCACAAACCACAACUAAAAAUGCUGAAGUUGAUGCAGUCCUGUUUUGUUCCACUCUUCCUAUUUGGAGCUCUACGAGUGAACAUGCCUCAUAUGCCUGCAGUGGCGCGUAACUUCAUCUUGUGGAGCGAUUUGGAGCUGUGCAAAAAGGUUUUGGAGUCCUACCACAACAAGUUCCCUAUUCAGCAGAAGGUUCUUGGCUCGCUGGUGGGUCUGGCUUUGUUGCCCAACAACAUAGCAGAGGUGGAACAGUUGCAAGCAGAGCUGACGGAGGAGGAUCUUUCACGGCACAUCCCGGGGCUCUUGCAGGAUCCCCAGAUAGAGAUGGGGGUCCGGUACUUUCCUGCAGGCAUUCUGGCUCAUCUUACUUCCAGACAAGUGGCUUGGAUCCUGGAUGAAGAGCUCUGUAGCAACACACUCAAACAACUGAUGUCCAUAACACAAUUGGAUAAAGAGAGGUGAGAUUACCCUUUUAUUCGAAACGGUUUGAGAACAAAACACACUAUCAAACUUUUCGAUAUGUACACCCUGACUGCCAAAAAGAAUAAUAAUGGGGAAUUUGAUUUUGUAUAAAG
Messenger RNA from Nerophis lumbriciformis (worm pipefish), 1481 nucleotides. The record is from RefSeq and is a predicted model, not a curated record. Lineage: Eukaryota; Metazoa; Chordata; Actinopteri; Syngnathiformes; Syngnathidae.